AUGGAUCACGGACCAGUCCAGGGAAAAGGAGACCAUGACCCACAAGAGUCGGUGAAUGCCAGCAGCUCUGGGAGUACUAGUCGGACACCGCAAUAUGGCAACAGAGAGUGGUGGGUGGUUGUUCUAAACAGCAGCAAGCGAGGAGUAGAAAAAUACGAUGUGAAGGUAAAGGAGGACACAGGUUCGACGGUCAAUUGGAUUCACCCUCAUGUUAUCGAGCGCUGCAAGCUCGACUCCCUAGUCGAGGCCUGCGAGGCCCGCGACUUCCAGGAUAUGAAUGGCAGGAUUUUCAGUUGUGAGCAACGCGCAUCAAUAACGUGGUUCGGGCGAGGGAGAAUUACCUUUCAGGAGAUCUUCUUCGUAUCAUCUAAGAAGGCACCGAUCCAGAUGGUGUUGGGAGACGAGUUCGUGACCAAGUAUGGACGUGCAAGCGAGAUUUGCGCGGACGCGCCACGGACUGGAGACGCGCGCAUGUACGUUGCGACAAAGCUGACGAAAGAAGAAAGAGACAAGAUGAAAGAGAACUCGGCAGCACACAAGCAAAAGUCUGCUGAAGUGAUCGCCCGGAGCCAAGAAAAGGCUUCCAGGAGUCAUGGAGGCGAGACAAAGAAUAAGGGGAACUCGUCUGAGAAGAAACGGGCAUCCUGA
This is a messenger RNA of Neoarthrinium moseri, 648 nucleotides long. RefSeq lists its product as uncharacterized. The coding region runs from base 1 to 648 and encodes 215 amino acids. NCBI's taxonomy places the organism in Eukaryota, Fungi, Ascomycota, Sordariomycetes, Amphisphaeriales, Apiosporaceae. The transcript has 3 exons. The record is from RefSeq and is a predicted model, not a curated record.